Messenger RNA from Halteromyces radiatus, 1406 nucleotides. RefSeq names its product programmed cell death protein 2. The record is from RefSeq and is a predicted model, not a curated record. Gene Ontology annotation, cellular component: cytoplasm. The transcript is spliced from 4 exons. Gene Ontology annotation, biological process: maturation of SSU-rRNA. Bases 69 to 1310 code for a protein of 413 amino acids. NCBI's taxonomy places the organism in Eukaryota, Fungi, Mucoromycota, Mucoromycetes, Mucorales, Cunninghamellaceae.
AAAAAAAAAAAUUUUUUUUUCUACUCCCCCUUCUCUCUACUCCUUAUUGCACUAGUAGUCAAGAUCUAAUGUCACAAAAGAAAAAACAAUCCUCAAGCAAGAUACAAAAUAUAUUAUUAGGUGUUCCUGAUGGGUUUAUAUCAAAAGAAGAAGAUACGGAUCCAUAUAUCACAAAGUUAGGUGGUCUCCCUGUGUGGCUGAAUAAUGACGUUACUCCUCCAAAUGAUCUAUGCCGCUGUCGUCUUUGUCAUGAUUGGAUGUAUCUACUCUGCCAAACCUAUGUUCCUUUACCUGAUUCAAUUUAUCAUCGUGUGAUUUAUAUUUGGGCUUGUAAUCGACGCAGUUGUAUGCGUAAGGACGGAAGUUUCUCUGUUGUACGAUCUCAUUUAGUAGACGAAGACUACCUACGUGCUCAACAACAAAAGGAAGAACAAAAGAAGAAGAAAUUGGAACAGCAAAAGAAAAAAGCAUCUACUGGUUUUGGUACACCUCAAGGAUUUCAGUUAGGUGAUUUAUGGGGUGCUAACAAACAAUUCGGUUCCAGUAAAGCUGAUAUAGGCAGCGGAUUCGGUAUGAACAAACCAACGACUGACACUCUAGCUGAAAAACUGGGCAAGCUUCAACUCAAAGAAAAAUCAUCAACAACAUCAUCAUCAUCAUCAACAACAACAGUCGAACCAAUCAAAUCGAAUAAUGCUCCACCUGUAGAUACCAAAGAUUUACCAUCAUUUCCUGGUGAAUAUCUGUACAUUACCCCUGAAGAUUUAAACAAGGAUCAAGAUGUAGAGAUUGAUAUGUCUCGCUAUCAAGAAUACCUCGAUUUGGAAGCUGAAUUAUUGAAUGAGGAAGAUGAUACCAAUAAUGAAGAAGGAACUUGGAUAAAUGAACAAUAUGAAAAACAACAAUUACCUCGUGGUGUGGAUAAACAAUUCAAGAAAUUCAUGGAUCGUGUGGCGUAUGAACCAAGUCAAUGCAUCAGAUACGAAUGGGCUGGAUCUCCACUUUUGUAUCAACAAACAAUCGGUGAUCAACAUCUGGGUGGCAAUCAAGGCGGCAAAUGUGAAGUAUGUCAAAGUCCACGUGUGUUUGAAAUGCAGUUAAUGCCGAAUGUGUUAUCUAUACUUCCCACAUCUGAAUACGCAACAGAUACUCAACCAUCUAUGAACACAUCGAAAUUGGAUAGUUUGAACUCGGGUAUGGAAUUUGGAACGGUAUUGGUAUAUGUAUGCAAAAGUGACUGUCAUCCUGGUGAUACACAUGAUACUACUUUUGUCAAGGAAUUGGCUUUGGUCCAAUACGAAUUAGAUUAGAUCAUGUUUAGAUUAGACUUGUAUUGUACACUUUAUAAUAAAAAAUAACAUCUUGAUAUCAUGUUUGAUAAUCAAUGGAUUACAUUUUAUUUCAUC